UUUCCUGUCUACUAUCUCAUUCAAGCCUAUUGAUUCUGUUUUGCAAUUGUGGAUGUGGAUCACUAUUAAGUUUCUACGCUCUCGUCUUUUCUGCACUACUUCUUCUUUCUUUCAUUAGCUUCGUUAGCCACGCCUUCACCCUCCCAUCCAUCAUCACCUUUACUCUUCAUCUCUGUUCAUCUUCAUCAUCCAUCACCUUCUACAGUUCCACACAUGCACAGGGAAAUCCCAAUAGACCAUAACAUAAAACUCUCAACACCCACACUAUGAAGAGAACCGGAAAUCAGGGGAAGGCUUGGUAAGACUGAAAAGAAAGGAAGUGAGGAGCAGCGGCGGCUCUGAAUUGCAAUAACCCGUUUCGGGUCUGCGUCGGUGCUCCGGUGAUAGUGCUCGGUCGUGCGACGGCCACGGCAUUGUCGUGGUGGUGGCUCCAGAUUGCUCUGGUGGCGGAAUUCCCGGCGAUUUCCGAUGUGGGUAUUGGGAGGUGGUAGAAACGCGUUUUUAAAGAGGAAGAACACGGAGGGAAAUCAUGUCGUCGCCGGCGAAGCUUCCGGUGGUGACCGGCGUCGCCAGCGAUGGCCCUGGCCAAUCGAGUAGCAUGCGGCGACGGGAGGGGCUGCUGGCAAUGGUGGUUCACACGGGGAAUAUGAAGAAUGGAGGAGACCUUGAGGAUUUAUGUUUUUGGAUAUACGGUUGGAUUCUCCUCCUCUCAUUGUCUGGAGGCUUAACAAAUGUCAUCAUCAAGGUAUCUCCUCAGUAAUGGUAUCCUUUUACAGUCCUCAGAUGCCCCUACAGUCAAAAACUUCCUUGAAACUCAUCCAGGUGCUUACACGACAUCACGUACUCACAGCAAUGCUUCGUGGGUGUUAUUUUGGGAAAGGCAUAUGAAAAGACUUUCAGAAUCUAUACAAAUUCUAUCAAAUUCCGCCCCAUGGCUUCUAUUUAAAUCUAAUCAUCCUGCAGUUUUGUCACCGUCAUCAGCAAUCUUGCCAAUAUGGCAACCCACUGUACAGGUGCUUGUUAAUGAUUCUCUAUGCAAAGUCUUGCCAAUUGCUCUGAAAGAAAGGAAAGUUUGUCAGGAGCUGGCCAUUACAACUCUUGUUAGUGGUAAUUUAGAGGAAUUAAAUGCAUGUGAAACUGUUAGCAACGAAAACAUGAGUAAAAUUCUCGAUGUGCAUGUGCAUGUUGAAACUUAUGUUCCUCCUACAUUCGGUAUUUGGGGAAAUGGUGUACAUUUGGCUUUGGUGGGCCAUGGGAGGAAUGUCGCAGCUGCAAAAUAUUCAGAUUGGGUAAGGAUUAGGAAGCCUCUGGAAAAGCUCAGGCCUCCCUCCGUGACCGAACUGGUGCUGUCAAAUGAUGGGGAUCAGAUCCUGGAAGGUUGUGUGACAAAUUUUUUUGUUGUUUGCAGCAAGGUUUUGGAUUCAAAUGAUGGGAAGGACCGGUGUGAUUCCUUUGAAGUACAAACAGCUCCUAUCAGUGAUGGUGUCCUUCCAGGAACAAUACGCCAACUAGUGCUUGAGGUAUGCAGGAAUGAAGGAAUUCCAUUUCGAGAAGUUGCUCCCUCGUGGUCAGAACAUGAAAUUUGGGAGGAGGCAUUCAUCACGAAUAGCUUGAGGCUUUUGCAACAUGUGGAUAAUAUUCAGGUUCCAACAGAAUGGAAAUCAGCCCAUUCUAAAACUUGGAAGGAAAUAUCAUGGACCAAAAAGCAAUUUCAGGGUGGACCAGGGAGGAUCACAACUGUUAUCCAGGAAAAGAUUAUGGAGAAAGCAGUUACGGAAGGGUACCCAAUAAGUAACAUAUAUGCAUGUUGCUAAUGCGAUGGGAUGAAACGGACGAUAGUUGACCUUCUCCUUCUUUGGUUGACUUUUACAUUCGCUAUUCCAUAUUUCCUUGGCUCAUCAACUACAUGACAAUCUUAUCUCUUGGAACGUGGCCAUUUUCUUGAAUCUGUAGUCUGAACAACUUCAUGAAUUAGUCAGAGAUCCAAUAGAGAGAAUAGGAAUAAAAAUAGAGAAUCCAUCUCUAAUACUCAGGUCUGGCACUAUUUUAUUUUCUCGUCGUACAAUAUUAUCCUCUUGUAUCUGUUUAUGUGGAAAAUGACUUGAACGAAACAAUAUAAUAAAAAGUAUUCUAAAAA
Molecule: messenger RNA, 2137 nt
Organism: Vigna unguiculata (cowpea)
Lineage: Eukaryota; Viridiplantae; Streptophyta; Magnoliopsida; Fabales; Fabaceae
Product: D-aminoacid aminotransferase-like PLP-dependent enzymes superfamily protein
Molecular function (GO): catalytic activity
Source: RefSeq, a predicted model, not a curated record